AAUGUCACCAAACUCAAAGCUGCCAUGAGCUCUGUAAAUGCAAGUUUAUCACAGAAUAUCUCCAUUGUUCAUCCUGAAUACUUUUUCAUCAUUGGACUUACAGGUAUACCUUAUAGUGGUUAUUACUAUAUAUUCUUAUUUAUAACAUAUUUUAUAUCUGUAAUUGGCAACUCUAUAGUCCUUCUGAUUUUAGCUCUUCAUCGAAGCCUGCACAGUCCAAAGUACAUUAGUGUGUUUAACUUGGCCUUGGCUGAUAUUGGUGAAACUAAUGCACUGAUUCCUAACAUGAUGAAGACUUUUCUGCUCGACUCACAGCACAUCUCCUUCAAUGCUUGUUUGGCAAACAUGUUUUUUGUUCACUUCUUUAGUACUAUGCAGAGUCAUACUCUUGUAGUUCUGGCAUAUGAUCGCUUCAUUGCAAUUUGCUUGCCAUUAAGAUAUCAUGCAAUUGUUAACAAUACCAGUGUGGUUUUGGUUUUCUCAGCAAUUUGGGCAUUUAAUUCUUCUGUGGUGGCCUUGAUGGUGUCUUCGAUCACCCGGCUUUCUUUCUGUGAAUCUAAUGUGAUUCAGAGUUACUUUUGUGAUCAUGGGCCAAUGUAUAGGUUGGCAUGUAAUGACAAUAGCAUUAAUAGGAUUAUGGCAUUUCUCAUCACAACUUUAUACCUUGUAGUACCAUUAAUUAUUAUAGUCCUGUCAUAUCUGGGCAUUUUUCUUGCUUUAAGCAAAAUUACAACCUGGCAAGGACGUUUAAAAGCGCUGAAGACCUGUGUCUCUCAUUUGUUGUUAGUAGGGGUUUAUUUCCUCCCCAUAUGCUGCUCAUACAUUGCUGCAUGGUUGGUUUCUCUCACGCCCAAUGCAAGGAUCAUCAGUACGUCUCUGGCAUAUGCUGUUCCACCAAUGUUAAAUCCCAUAAUUUAUGUAUUAAAUACAUCUGAAAUCAAAGACAUAAUCCGGAAAGUGGUUAAAAACAGAUCUGAACCAAUUAGAGAGAACAUUUCAAAAUGAC
Rhinichthys klamathensis goyatoka is the source of this 1006-nucleotide messenger RNA. Its product is annotated as olfactory receptor 1M1-like. Gene Ontology annotation, molecular function: G protein-coupled receptor activity; olfactory receptor activity. Gene Ontology annotation, biological process: G protein-coupled receptor signaling pathway. Gene Ontology annotation, cellular component: membrane. The transcript has a single exon. The record is from RefSeq and is a predicted model, not a curated record. Lineage: Eukaryota; Metazoa; Chordata; Actinopteri; Cypriniformes; Leuciscidae. Bases 25 to 1005 code for a protein of 326 amino acids.